Molecule: messenger RNA, 2651 nt
Organism: Osmia bicornis bicornis
Lineage: Eukaryota; Metazoa; Arthropoda; Insecta; Hymenoptera; Megachilidae
Exons: 9
Coding region: 428-2332 (634 amino acids)
Biological process (GO): regulation of transcription by RNA polymerase II
Cellular component (GO): nucleus
Molecular function (GO): DNA-binding transcription factor activity, RNA polymerase II-specific; RNA polymerase II cis-regulatory region sequence-specific DNA binding
Source: RefSeq, a predicted model, not a curated record
UUUACGUCACUGCACGUGGGAAACACUUUCAUUAGGUAUUCAAAAAUAGUAAGAACGUCAUAUGUAUAUUUUAAAUGUUGUAACUAUUACAGAGUGUACGUAAUAUAACCUUGCAUGGAUAAAAUCAUGUGCUAGUUGAGAAGAAUAAUAAUAUAUACAUAUUUUUACUUUAUUAGUAAUACUCUAUUAAAAAUGUAAAUAAAACUUCAUAUAGUGAAAGUAAUUACUACGAGUAAUUUUACGAAUUAAAAUAAAUCAACAUGCAUUUACUAAAGCCAUAUAAAAAACGUUUACAUCUAUUAAGAAAAAGGAGAAAAGAUACAGAUAGUACAUCAGAUGAUAAUUCACAGAAUGAUAAUCAGUCAUCUAAAAAAAUAGAUACACCUGCAAAAAUGCUAGGAGAGAUGAAACAUUAACAGAAAAUGUUAUGAAAGAUAUAUUAAAUACAACAGACAGUGAUACUAAUAAGUGUCAAUAUUCCAAAAAUAGCUGUAUAACUAAAGAGGAAGAUCCAACUGUGAUGAAACAUAACAACAAAGACAAUCAAAUAAUGAGUGACAGCCAAAAAUCAUUAAUUAGCGUCCGUAAAAUGGAAGAUUUAUGUAAAACACCACAGAAAAAUAAUGUAUCUAACAAUUUAGAAAACACAGAAAAUAUUAAAGAAGAAAAUAUGAAUAGUCCUAAUAUUUCUAGCCCCUUCAUUUCAAACAUAAAUUCAUUGGAAUGGAAUUCUGAAAGUAUUAAAUCUUUAUUAGAAACACCUAUGUCUUGUAAAAAAGAAAUGCAUGAUUUUGAUAAUAAUACACCUAACAGACAAAAAAAAAGAAAAUUUAGUCUUGAUGUAAGUGACAUUGAUCAGAUGUCUGAUCCACUGAAAUUAGAAUUCUUACCAGAUAUGGAAGCUAUUGAUAUGUUGCAUGAUUUAAAUUCUAUAAUAGACUUUGAAGACAUAAAAAUACCUCCAGAUAUUCUCACUUCAACAGCUAACAAUACCAUGCACAAUGAGUAUGAUGUAGAAAUAUCCAAAGAUCCACUAACUGAUCCUCUUUAUAUUACAAGUAAUGAUGAGCAUGAUUUAACUGCUGAAAAUGUUAAUUACGAAAACAAGAGGAAACGAAUAAAAAAUCCGCGAAGUACAAAUAGACAAGUCAAGAAUGAAGAGUCUAGUGCUCAACAUAAUGUUGAAAGUGCUGAAAAAUCGAAACCCGAUACUAAUUACCUAAAAGAUAUCUUAGGAGAGUUGGAUAUUGAAUUAGAAUCGGAAACGGAAAAUGAAGAAAAAACAUUUGAACCUGACUUACGGAAAUUGUAUAAUUUGCAAGUAAAGAUAAUACACGAUGUACCGAAACAACAUACAAUUGAAAAUACAUCAGGUACAAGAACAUUAACAAGAUCUGAAAAACAACUAUUUUUAGAAUAUGGUCCGAUAAAAAGUGGUACGUUUUCACCUAAAGAAGAUAAAAUCAUUUUAAAUAAUUGGAAAACAUUUUGUGAGAUUCAUGAAUGGGAUCCGAAACACGUGAAGCCAUUUAUAUGUAUGAAAUACGGUACAAAAUUUUAUAUGAGAACCAAGGAACAAAGGAGAAAAUUUGUUCAGUUUCUAGGAAAUGGUUUACCAUGGAGAUCAUUAUUUAGUAUUUAUCGUCGAUUUAGAUAUCUACAUGAAGAUCACUCAAAAAGUUUCACUAGAUAUACAUUAUACGAAGAUCAACAAAUUUUAUCUCAUAUGAAGAAAAAGAAAAAGAAAAAGAAAUCACAUACAAAAUUUGCCGAACUAGCGAAAAUGUUAGGUCGUUCAAGUCACUCGAUAAGGUUGCGCUAUAAGCUACUAAAAAAGAUGAGAGAUAAAAAACAAAACCCAUUAUCAGAAGUUACAUGGACUUUAUCAUUAGUUGGUGAGUUCAUAAAAACCUUCGUGGAUAUAACAUUAUGCGAGAAUGUAAUUGAAUUAAAAGAUGCAAGCAUUCCCAAAGUAGUUUGGUUAAAAUUAGAAGAAAAACUGAACAUAGAUCACGAUGUAUUGAAACUAUUCUGGAUAUAUCAGUUACACAUGCAGUUAUUUUGUCCGGAACCUAUUUAUUUAAAUGACAUAAAAAUAAAACUGAUCGAAUACAUUUAUGAGAAAGGAAUCGGAAAUACACGAGAAAUAAUUUGGCCUAAGGUUGCAAAAUUUUUUGAUGGAAUCACUACUAUAUUUUUAUGUAAAACCUUUUGUAAUCUUGUAGCAGAAGCUGGUACAAAACUUGAUACAAGUAACUUCAGUGACAAAAUACGAUAUUCGUGCAGUAAUUCGCUGCUUUCGACUUUGAAAACGGAUUUAGUAAAGCAAUGAAGGGCAAGGAUAGCGAUGAGAUGAGCAGCAAUGUAAAUGAUAAUAAAAAAACUGCGAAGAAAACAUUGCUCUGUUAGGCCUCAUAAUUCUCCUCGCUUCGCUGGUCUACUAUAAUCCCAGAUAAUUAUCGACCAUCAAUGAAAUGCGUGCUUUCUUCGCAGUCUACUUAGGUGCGAAAUAAACACAACACAGCUAUAAAUUCACUGUUAACGUACAAGACAGUGUGGGGUAUUCAGGUAUGUAUGAGUAAGGCGCAAAAGCAUCGGUCGCUUCUAACAAAAUAUCAUCGAAUGGCUAUUGGACAUGCAAUAAAAACGGC